AUGGCGGACGGAUGUGUGUAUGCGAGCUCUGAAGCCGUAAGCGUCGAGCAACGUGAAUUCUCCUUCGAGCAAGAUAUUCCAGACCCUGCAACAUAUGUCUUUUCUCUCAACACGGACGAGUUAAAAGCAGAACUGAUCAAGCGUGGAUUCAAACGAAGUGUAAAUAAAAGCGUAUUGAUCGAUCGACUACGAGCCGCCAUUCAGUCCCAAGACCAUGGCGAAGAGCCGAUUGAGAGGAGCAGCUCUACGCCGCAAAAUGUAACAAUUGACGCAAAAUGUAACAUUAAUGCGAAAUGUAACAACUUUUGAGGCGAAAUGUAACAUCAACCCGAAAUGUAACAACUUUUGACGCAAAAUGUAAUAACUUUUUAACGCGAAAUGAAACAAUAUUUUUAACGCGAAAUGUAACGAGAAAAAUGUUACAGCCCUGAAAUAACUGAGAGGUUUGGACAUUAGCCUUGUAGAUAAAGUGUAAAUUGUCUGGUGGUUACAAAAACAGUUUAUUUAUAAAGUUUUCUUAUAAUGUCAAAUAAACUUACAAAACGUUUUUCGGUAAUAGUAACUAAAUCCUGAAACAGUAGAACGAAUUGUUGUUUAGUAUAUCUUUCUGUACUUAUGUGUGACGCUUAAAAGAAAGUUGGCGUUACAUAAUCCAGGAUGUAUUAGAUGGGUUAGGAUGGUACAUUUUUAGCAUACUCCCUCUAGCUAGGGAGUUGAGCCCGUAUGAAAUCGAGGCGAGUAUUGAUUACUGAUCAUUCUUUUCACACUUUCAUUGAGUGAAGACGCUUUCUGUUUUUAUCACACGCUGUCUGUUUUUACCCACCUCCUCCCCUUUUCCCUAAAAGGAAAGUGUGGCAGAGCAGUCAUCCGACUGCGUGAGAUAAUCAACAAUGUUAAAUGGGCGUUGGCACGGUUAAGUUUUAAGGCAGCAGGACUGGGUUGUAUGAAAUUUCUCACAUUUACUGGAAGUCCGUUAAGAAAUGAGAAAUUUCAUAUCUAUGUUACUGACUACGUUCAAAAUUUUCUUUUGAAAGAUUACCUAACUUAACUUUUACUUUUAACUUGCAUUUCAAUUGCUGAUUGGUGCGUGUUUCCUACGGUGUUAUUGUUUACAUUUCUAUUCAUAUUCUUUUCGCAUAACUUGGGAUAUUUUCUAUACGUUAUGUUUAAUAAGUUAGCGUUGUUGUUAUUGUCCAUACUGCUAUUCCAAGGUUAUACAUGAUUUGUAACUUUAUCACCUGUUUUACGACCUUUUGUAAGUUUAUUUGACAUUAUAUUGUGCGUCAAAAAGUUGUUGCAUUUUGCGUUAAAAAGUUAUUACAUUUUGCGUCAAAAGUUGUUACAUUUCGCGUUAAUGUUACAUUUUGCGUCAAUUGUUACAUUUUGCGGCGUAACAAGCUCGAACGCUGACAUGGAUGAACGUUUAACGGCCCGGUCUUGUUCUAAUAACAAGCUCAUAUUUGAAGAUUUAUAUUCUUUUAUUGAGGCUAAAGUUAAACAAGUCUGCCGCUUUGAAAUUGAGAAUCUUAAAUCUGAAGCGAGCGCGUCUUAUGCAAAUGAGCUGGUCAUCACUGCAGAAUGAGAACAAAGAUCUUCAAGACAAAUUGCAGGAGUUGCCAGUCCCACCACACCAUUUUGAAACAGGAAGCUAAUUCGCUGCGUGAAGAGAACAGGAGUCUUUUAACAGCCAUCCGACUUAUGAGCAACGAACUUCAAAACCCGAAUGAAGGAGAGUGUGUUCCUGUUACUUCCACUAAUUUGCAUGAGCAAAUAUCUGAAUGUGUGAACGGUGUGUCACCAAUGCAUGACAAGGAAUCCCCCUGGGUAUCUGUAAACAACGCGAAGUCCAAACAGAGGAGCAAAAGAAAACGCAGCAAAAAGGCAAAGCUUACAGCGACCGCAAACCCAGCCGAACCACAUCGGCCGCUUAUUGAGCAAAACCAAUCUAGCCAUUAAAAUCGGGAAACUCCCAAUGCGGCACAGCAAAUUCAGAAUCCUUCUUUUUCGGUCUCUUGUGGAACUCUAUCAACAGAUCAUAUGGCCAAAAAGAAGCUUGUCUUCAUAGCUGGGGAUUCCAUUAUUCAACACGUCCAGGGUUGGGAUCUAUCAACGAAUGAUAAGGAUGUUGCAGUCAAGUCCUUCUCGGGUGCUCGAAUUGCACAUAUGGAUGAUUAUUUAAGGCCUCUUCUUAGAAAGAAACAGGAUGAAAUCAUCCUCCAUGUGGGAACUAAUAACAUACGCGAUGAAAGCCUGCGUAGCGUGGAUGAGGGCAUUGUCAACCUGGGUAACUCAGAUCCAACACGUUUCCCCGACUACACACCUUGCAAUUUCACCUCUGCUACCCAGGUCAGAUAACUUAGAUUUUAACGACAAAAUCAAGGAGGCCAAUAAGGUCUUAAAGUCGUUUUGUAGCUCUCGUGGGCUUACAUUGCUCCGCAUUAAUAAUAUAGACUUCACUUGUUUAAAUCGUAGGGGUGUUCACCUUAACCGCACAGGGUCUUCACUUCUUUUAAAUUUUUAUGCGGAUUAUCUCUACUUGACUAUUUGGUAA
Porites lobata is the source of this 2551-nucleotide messenger RNA. The record is from the annotation of a GenBank genome assembly. NCBI's taxonomy places the organism in Eukaryota, Metazoa, Cnidaria, Anthozoa, Scleractinia, Poritidae.